Molecule: messenger RNA, 240 nt
Organism: Peniophora sp. CBMAI 1063
Lineage: Eukaryota; Fungi; Basidiomycota; Agaricomycetes; Russulales; Peniophoraceae
Source: the annotation of a GenBank genome assembly
AUGUCCGGCCUUCGCUACCUUCGCCAGCACUGGUACUCCGUCGAGGUUCUCCCCAUCUACGCCGUUAUCGGUGGUGCUUGCGCUGGUGCUUCGUGGUACAUGUACCGCCUCGCCAUGGGUCCUUCCGUCGUCUGGACCAAGUCCAACCCGCAGCCGUGGCAGAACGUCAAGCCCGGUGAGACGACCAAGAUGCUCACCGUCACUCACGACGCCAAGAGCUGGACUCGCGGUGGCCUCUAG